Molecule: messenger RNA, 9501 nt
Organism: Argiope bruennichi
Lineage: Eukaryota; Metazoa; Arthropoda; Arachnida; Araneae; Araneidae
Exons: 43
Coding region: 81-9170 (3029 amino acids)
Biological process (GO): detection of mechanical stimulus
Cellular component (GO): membrane
Molecular function (GO): calcium channel activity; calcium ion binding; protein binding
Source: RefSeq, a predicted model, not a curated record
ACACGUAGGGUCUUACUAUGUGAAUCUAACUAUACUUUGUAUAGAUAUUAAACUGUAGUUUAUAUAGCUGUUCACAAGAAAUGCUUUCAAUUAAACUACGAAUAUGUCUUCUGAUUUUUAUUGCUAUUGAAUUGCGUCAUAUAUUUGCCCUCGAUGACGGUGAUUGCAUCUAUUUGAAUGGAGCAGAAUAUUUUCAUUUCUCUCCAGGAGGUUACGAUCCCAGCAAUCAUGUAAUGAGCGAUACAGAAUGUCGUGCAAAAUGCGGAUCAUUCUUUUUGCCUUACGCAGGAAUUUUAAACCAAAAACUGUGUCUUUGCGCAAAAGAUGAGAAAGUUGAAAAAGUCCCAUCUGCCCCAAUUGAAGAAUGUGGAACCAGUUCAGAUCUUCUUAUCUUCUAUCGAUCAAACAUAAUUAUUUCAGUAACUGGACUUACUGUGAAACCAUCCGAUGAUGUUGUCCAGACAGCUACUGAUGUAGUCUUUUCUAUGAGUUAUGAUACUGGUGAGGAAGUCGAAUUUACAAUUGACUAUGGUGAUGGCAGUUUUGGAAUAUUCAAUGAUGUACAUGAUGUAUUGGGACACAAAUAUUAUGUACCUGGAAAAUAUAAGGUUCAGGUAUCAGUAAAACCUGUUGGUGCCCCAGAAUCUUACAGAGUAUUGGCUAGUACUGAGGUGACAGUAGCUGAUAGCAUUGAAGAUAAAAGUGUUGUGUUUAGCUGUCCACCAGUUGUGAAACCAACUGUUGUAGUAACUUGUAAUUUAACAACCAUUACUGGUGGUUUUGUUACUAUGGAAAUAGAUUAUGGAGAUGAAUCAGAUAAAGUAGUUAUGGGACUUCCAGAUACCAAUGUACAAGCUCUUGGACCUCUUGUACCUCAGCAUGAAACACCUGAUAUGUCACCUAAAGAAUCAGGUUACAUGUUAAUUAUCCCUCAACAUGAACCUGUUAAUACACGAGGUCGUCUUUCAGCUGUACAGCUAUGGGCUAUAGAGUCAGGAGCCAUGGCAGUAACAGUUCUGAGGAGGAAAUGCCCGGAAGGUACAAUUUGUCCAGUCAUUAGAGAUAUCCGUACAUGCAGCAAGGAAGAUUCUUUUUGUGCACAGUUGCACACAUGCACAAGCAACAAAAUACUUAAAUGUCCUCAUCAUAGAUUAAAUAAAGUUUUAGAGUUUGAGAUAGCACAUAUAAUUCAAAUUACAGUUGAAAUUGGACAUCAGUAUGUGACUCUUACGGACACACCUGAAGUUCUACCUGGUGAUUUAAUAGGUUUUAUAUCUACAAUGGCUAAAGUUGGAUACAGGAAACCUGAUUUAAAAGAGGAACCUAAUUUAGGUGCUAUUACUUUUGAUGUCAAAGAAACUGUGAUACCACAAGAAAUUCUCACUAAUACACAAAAAGUGCACUAUUUUCAAGCUAUAGUCAAUAAUCCAAUAGAGCUUGGAGUGCAAUAUCUCUUUAACAAAAAGAUAGGAAUGCACGAUGUAGUUAUGAAACUUUCUAAUAAGUUUUCAACAACUCCUGUGAUGCGAAAGCAAGAAGUUGACUCACAGCGACCACUUAGUGGGCUAAAAUUGAGUGUGACUCCACCAGAUGUGUCUACCACAGAACAAGUGGUAAUUGAAAUAAAAAUAAGUGGUGGUACCUUUGUUGAUGUUCUUUGGGAAUUUGGUGAUGGUAGAUCUAAGAAAGAAUUUUUAAGAGAGGUGAAGAAAGGUGGGAAAUAUGAAAAGACUUAUAAAUAUCCUGAACCAGGGGUUUAUGUCAUUCGAGUUAGAGCUUCAAAUCCACAUGCUAACUUUACACAAUCUCAUGUUCUUAGAGCACAGAGGCCAGUCCUUCCAAUAUAUGGUGUUACAACCAAUACACCUCAGAUCCUUCCAAGUCCAAUUAUGUUUGAAUUAACGUAUCCAGCUUCUGAAUUGCUUCCCACAAAUGCAACUGCUGUGUUUACAUUUGGCGACAAGAAAACAUGGAAAUGGAACAUUCCAAAAGAAGGCGAAGGGAUACAAGAGUCUUUUGAGCACAAGUAUCGAAAGCCUGGAGUGUAUCUUGUUAAUAUCCGUAUUUCAAAUAUUGUGUCAUCCUAUACUCUUUUAACCGAGGUUGAAACUGCUGUUAGAAUCCGCGAUCUGGCUGUUAAUGUUCUUUAUAGUCCUAAUCUUGGAAGUCAUGAUCAAAUUGCUGGUUACGGACCUGAGAAGAAUAAGUUCCCAGUAGAGAGAAAUGUUUCUAUGCAUAUGAGUGUUGCAACAGGUGAGGUUGAAUUAUAUAUUGUACAAAUGGCAAAUGGCACUACACUAAUGAAUGCUUCUGACUCUACUUAUACAACAAUGUUUCAAGAGCCUGGAUUUUAUAAUUUCACUGUAUCAGCAUACAAUCAUGUACAAAAGACUACAGAUCCAGUAUUCCUAUUUUUAUACCUCAUGGAACCUGUUGAAGGUUUAAUUGCUAUUGAUAAUGUUAAUGCCACAUUGGAGGAAGAAGAAGAUAAAGAAUUUGAGAUUUAUCUAGAACGUGUGGGCACGGACACAUGUCUACUGGUUGACUAUGAUGACGGAACAGUUCUGAGAGCAUUUGGUAAUGGAGAAACUUGCAAUGACACUGCAGAGGAAGUUGUUUGGGAAGGAGAGCUUGAAAAUCCAUUGGUUAUUCGACAUUCUUACAUAUCUAAAGGCUACAUCGAUGCAUUUUUCAAGGCAUUUAAUGCCAUAUCAGAAGUAAAUACUACUGUGCGGUUCUUCAUUACAAACCAGACUUGUAAAGCUCCAGAUUUAUCCAUUAGAAAUAGGAUUCCCAGCUAUUAUUUGGCUCCAGAAACUUUUAGGUCACUGCCUGUUGUAUUAUAUUCAUAUACCACCAUGAAAUGUAAUGAUUCUGCUGACACUGUUCGAAGCUGGAGUGGCUUUAGAUUGAAUGAAACAAAUGGUCAAGUUCUCGAAGAGAUUGAUCUGACAAUGGUUGAUUCUUACAGAAAAUCCAUGCUUUAUUUAAGACCAUUCUUUUUAAAAGGAGGAAUUUAUAAGUUUAAAUUUACUGUGAAUAUGACAGUAUAUAUCCAAAAUCCUCCUCUCAUACUGGUGCGAUCUGUGGAAACAUAUGUAAAGGUUGUACCUUCCCCUGUAAUUGUAAGACUCACAGAAGGAGCCCAGUCGCGUGUAACUAGAGGAUGGGGACAAGGUUUGAUACUUGAUCCAGGACAGAACUCCAUCGAUCCAGAUGACGAAAAUAAUAAGAAUUUUACUAUAAAAUGGUUUUGUCGCCGCUUGCCUGGAGAGGUGAUUAACCGGAACUUAACAGAUGACCUGCAAAAUAUCUCAGAUCCUAUAUAUGACCGAAGUGUCCUCUAUAGAGAGAGACCAACAGGCCUACCUACUCCAAGUUCUGAAGAAAGCAGUGAAGAAGAUGAUGAAAAUAAGGAUGGUUUACUUGAAGAACCAGAUCUUGGUGGCUGUUUUGGAAAAGGGCCUGGCAUGAUUAACGUCACAGAGAACUAUGUGAAUUGGAACACAACUGUAUUCAGGAGAUCCAAUGUUACAUACGAAAUUAUAUUAAAAAUAGAAAUGUCUGAUCGAGAUCCGAGUUGGGGUGGCUUACAGAUAGUUCUUUUAGAACAUAUACCUCCUAUCAUUAGUGUGGAGUGUCAAACAGAAAAACUAUGCUAUCCAAAUGAUCCUAUAGGUCAGCGCAUUAAUCCAGUAAGGGUUGGCUUGAUUGGUUUAUGCAAAGAAGGUUGCGAUACUGAACUUUUAUAUGAAUGGCAGGUUUAUGGAGUGGAUGCAGAAGGAAAUGAAACAUAUCUUGCAGAAGCAGGGGAAUUUCUUGUUGGUGCAACUGAAAAGAAAAUGGCAUUGAGUGAAGAUUUCUUCAAGGAAUAUUAUCCAACAUAUGGAGAUUUUAUUGCCAAACUGAUUGCAGAAAAUGAAUAUGGUUUACGAGGAGAAUCUGAUCUGUUUCUUCACAUCAAUCAACCUCCUGAAGGAGGCAAUUGCACAAUUACUCCUGACGGUGGGAGAGCUCUGAUUGAUGUAUUUAGUGUUAGCUGUCUAGGAUGGUCUGAUCCAGAAGGGAAAGACAUAGAAUAUUUUGCAUUUUGGACUAUCCACAAUGAUACUGGCUCUUUAAUCUAUUUGAGUGCUGGCCCAGACCCAGAAGCUACUCUUGUACUACCAUAUGGACUUUUUGAGUUGGGUGUUGAUAUCAAAGACAAAGAGGGGGCUUUGGCAAGAAUUAAUAUUACAACCAUGAUGCUGGAACCUCCUUUCAAGCAAGAUUAUGACAGCUUUAUGAAUAACAGGCAGUUAGAGCAAGUUGAAGCAUCAGGAGAUCAAGCUCGGAUGAAUCAGGUUUCACAGGCCUUAUCUUCACUUAUGAAUGUACGAAUGCCUAUUGAUGAGAACAGUACUUAUGAAGAAGUAACAACUACUGACCCUGGUCUACUAGACAAAGAAGCUGAGCAAAAAGCUUCCACACGCUUGAAAAUGGUUCGCUCUGUUGGUAAUGUAAUGAAUACUGACACUCUUGGUCAUUUGGAACAGAUUGGUAGUGCAUUGACUGCUAUUGCUGGUGAUGGAAAUGGCAUUGACAAUGAAGGAAUAGAGGCAAUUAUUUAUCUUCUCAACAAGACUGUGUCCUUGGCAAAUAAUAUGCAAGUUGAAGCACCACAACAACUUUUAGAUUUCUGUAUGUAUGCUGUUGGGACAAUGGGUGGAAUAGUAGCUAGAAUGACAGAGCAGUUGAUAUCUGGAGUAGUGAUGCCAACAGAUAGAACCAAAGCUUUGGACUUUGAAUAUGAUGUAGAAAUUCCUCUUUAUGGUGAAGAGGAAAAAGAUAGUUUCUUUGAUGGGACUAUUCCCUUGGAAGAGGCUUUGACCAAAGCUGUAAUUAAACACGAAAGAGAGCAGGCUGAAGGACAUAUUCGUACGAUUGUCGAUCUCACUAUUCGACUGGUUUUAGCAAUGUUGAAAAAUAUCAUUGUAGGAGAAAAACCCAUGGAAUUUAUUGCACCUAGUGGCCUUGGUCUUACAAUAUCAAUGUUUAAAGGGGGAACUCUUAGUAACCGAGCAAUUCAGCAUGGAGAUGCAGUUUAUGUGUUUCCAGAUGUCUGUGACAUUCUUUCAGAUGUUGGCUGUUGGGGCAAUGAAACAUUGGGAGUGAUGGCAGUUUCCUGGCCAGCCAUUCUCGAUUCAUAUGGAAACAGUGUUGAUCUUUUAUCUAAUGACACUAAAACAUUGCAACUCAUAAUGCUAACCGAAGACUUAGAUAUGAUGCACAUUUCAAAUUCAACAGGUUGGUUUACAAUUAAGGUGCCCAGAGGUAGCAAGAAAGAAGGGGCUGAACCAGCUUUACCAGAACCAAACUAUGUCCAUGCUCAAAUUAAAUGGAAUGAAGAAAUGGUGUACCAUCAAUUUAUUGUGGAAAAAGCAGAUUCAUCUGUAAAUAUCGAAAUCACGCCAACAAAUCCGGAAGUUGACUUACUUGUGUUUGUGAAGCACAGAGUAAAGCCUCUCCUACAUUCAUAUGAUCUUAUGAUCAAUUUAGAAAAUGUCAGAGAAGAGAAUGGUACUUAUGAUCUAUUCUUGAAUAAUGAGGUAAUACUGAAUCGUACCGGCUUCUUCUAUUUGGGAAUCAUUGAAGCAAACUCCACAGCUCUCAACACCUCCAUACCUGAGGAUAUGAUGUUUGACAGUGAACUAAAUUUCACCCAUGGAGAAGCUGUCCGUGAUUUCUCCACAAAUUAUUCAGUCCGGAUAUAUACAUCCGGAUGCUAUUUUUACAAUUAUGAACUCAAAAUUUGGUCUGGAGCUGGUUGUUAUGUUGAAAAUGCCACAGCUGCUCUGACACAGUGCAAAUGCAAUCACUUGACAUCGUUUGGUGGUGGAUUCUUUGUUGCUCCUAAUACAGUAGACUUCAGUUAUGUCUUUGCGAAUGCUGGUUUUGCAGACAAUGUUACUAUCUAUAUGACUAUAAUAAACAUAAUGCUAAUUUAUUUAGCAUUAUUAAUAUGGGCACGGAGACAAGACAUAAAAGACAAAGAAAAACUUGGAGCUACUCCAUUACCAGAUAAUGAUCCUGAUGAUAAGUAUCUGUAUGAAAUGGUAGUGUUUACAGGUAACACAGAUGCAGCAGCAACAGAUUCUAAGGUGCAAUUUAUCUUAUCGGGUGAUGAUGAUGAAACAGUUGUGCGAACUCUUGAAGAUCCAAAGCGAAAACUGUUUAGACGUAAUGCUGCAGAUACUUUUGUAAUGGCUGUGCCAAGGCCUCUGGGAAGAUUGAACUACUUGCGAAUAUGGCAUGACAAUUCUGGUAAAGGCAAAUUCAAAUCAUGGUUCCUUAACUUUGUGGUUAUACGUGAUGUGCAGACUGGAGCACGCUAUGAAUUUGUGUGCAAUCGAUGGUUGGCUGUAGAGAAAGAAGAUGGACUGAUUGAUCGACUUUUACCAGUUGCUGGAAAAGGGGAAGCUACAGAGUUUAAUCAUUUGUUCCAACAAAAAACUCAAAAGAAUUUAUCUGAUGGGCAUCUUUGGUUCUCAAUAUUUAUGAGACCACCUAAGAGUCGAUUCACUAGAGCCCAGAGAGUCACCUGUUGUUUUGCCAUGCUGUUUUUAUCCAUGUUAGUGAAUGCCAUGUGGUAUGGACGUGUGCCUUCGAAACCAUCUGGAUCAGCAAUUAACAUUGGACCACUUUCUAUGAGUCCAGAACAAAUUGGUGUUGGUGUGAUGGCUAAUUUUAUUGUUUUCCCACCAACCUUCCUGAUGAUAACCUUAUUCCGAAAAUCCAGGCUUCGCAAUUUAAGACCUUCACAUAUCACUGAAGCCAUUAAAAAGCAGAAAGCUUCAAAGAAGAAACUGUCCACAGUUUCCAGACCAGGAUCUGCACAUUCUGGAACAACUUUGAUUUUGGAUGACAUUUCUCAAGAAGAUGAAUCCCGUCGUGAAAAUCGUUUUGGGGCCCAAAAGAAAAAGAAGAAGAAGUUCUUGUUUCCCUGGUGGUGUCGAAUUAUUGCUUGGCUUUUGGCGGUUGCCAGCAUUGUCGUUUCGUGCUUCUUCCUGUGGGCUUAUGGUGUGCAGUUUGGAGACGAGAAAACCAAAAAAUGGAUAACAUCACUCCUGAUCUCAUUCUUCAGCUCAAUUUUGAUCACUCAGCCUAUUAAGGUGUUCUUGGUUGCCAUGUUCUUCUCUGCCAUCUUUAAAACUGUGGACACUGAAGAAGAGGAAGAUGAGGACGAGGAGCCGCCAGAGCUUGCUUCUGAUGAAGAGUGGCUACACAAAGAACCAGAAACGAAAGAUGACAAGAAGAAGUUACUGUACAAACCGGCGGAUAUGGCGAAGAUGGAAUGGGCGAAACUAGAAAGAUUAAAAGAAAUGCAAAUGACAGCCAUACUGAAAGAGAUUUUCUCCUACUGCUUCUUCAUCUGGAUUCUAACCGUUCUCAGUUAUGGCAAUCGAGAUCCCAGUGCCUAUUAUUUGAGACAAAACUUGAAAGACACUUUUAUUAAAGAAGGCGCAGACGACGGCUUUAUGGCGGUAACUACCACAGCAGACUUCUAUAAAUGGACAAGAAAUAUCUUGAUACCAGAAUUAAUUGUUGGCAAAUGGUACAAUGGUGACCAACCUUUUGGGCUCCGAGGCUUUUUGAAUGACAGAGUGAACAGAAUCAUGGGAUAUGGAAUGCUUCGGCAAGUCCGAAUCAAAGAAAGGUCUUGUAAUGUGGAUAAGCGAGUGAAAAGCCUGACGGAAGUCUGCCGAUCCCAUUCCAACCUCAUUUUUGAAGAUAAAAAGAGUUAUGAACCUGGGUGGAAAGUCGAGGCCCAGAACGAUACAAAUGAUGAAUAUCGAUACAGAACGUCAAAAGAACUGAAUGGUUUACCUUUCUGGGCUAUUAGGGAUGUGUACGGUGGGGGAGGUUACGUCUUUCCAUUGCGCGGCACGCCAGAAAAACUAAAAGAAGAAGUGUUCCGCUUGGAAAAAAGUGAUUGGAUUGACGAACGAACCAGAGCCGUCUUUGCAGAAUUCUCAGUCUACAAUGCACAAGUGAAUUUGUUCGGUGUCAUGACGAUAGUUGCAGAAUUUCUGCCCGGUGGAGGCGUUGUUCCAUUCUACCGCCUCGAAGUUAUUCGGCUCAUGAGAUAUCACCAAGGUUUUGGGGCAUUUGUCUUAGCUUGCGAGUUAGGCUAUGUCAUAUUCACUUUGUAUUUCUUGUAUCGAGAAUAUAAAAAAUUCAGAAUGGAAGGCAGAGAUUAUUUCAAAGCGUAUUGGAAUUUGGCAGAAGUUAUGGUUAUUGGUCUGUCCAUCAGUGCCAUAGUGUUCUAUUCCUAUAGGAUGCUGGUCACUAGAAAGAUCUUGAGCACCUUUGAGAAAACACACGGUAAUGGUUAUAUCAAGAUGCAGUUUGUGGCAUCGGUUGAUGAAGUUUUCGGCUUCCUGGUCGCUUUCUUAAUGUUUAUUGCCAUCUUGAAGUUCAUCAAGUUGGUGAGGUUCAACAAAAGAAUGGGCAUCCUGUUCAGCACACUUGCCUUGUGCGCCAAAGAUCUGAAAUCGUUCUUUGUCGUUUUUGGCGUCAUCUACCUCGCCUUUGUCCAGUUUUUCUACCUCGUGUUUGGCGUUACGAUGCGAGAAUUUUCAUCUUUUGUCACUGCUGCCGAAACGACGUUCGCCAUCAUGAAUGGUGGCGGCUUCGAUUUCGACGAAAUGUGCCUUGCCGCACCGAUACUGGGUCCUUUGUCGUUCUUUGUCUUCUGCCUGAUAACGACGAUCAUACUGCUGAACAUCUUCGUCACUCUAAUCCUGAGCUCAUUCCAGGAUGUCAAAGAGGACAUCGGAAAACAGGCCAACGACUACGAAAUCGUCGACUUCAUGUGGAAGAAGUUGAAAGGAUUCUUUUUCAUCUUCGAUGAUGACAAACCCAAGAAUGAUGACGACUUCGAUAAUGAUGUCAAGCCCAUCUUCAGGCUUUCGGCGAAUGAUGACAAGAUACAGGAUUUCCCAGAGAAAGUGGACAGGCUCCUUAAUCACAUAAAUUCGUUCUACUUUGAUGGGCAGCUGGAUCUGAAUAGCAAGAAGGCUCUGAAAAGUCUCUACAAGAAAGAUGACGAUAACGAUUACGAUUUUGGAAUGACAAAGGGCAACGCAAAAUCGGAUAAGAUGUCUUUUAUGAGUUGGAAUAAUCGUUAAGGAUUAUUAUUAUUAUUUCUUUUUUUCCCCAUGAAGCACCCUGAAGUAUAGCUUUAUCAUAGGGAAGCAUAUUACUUGUUUCUGAUAUUUAGUAUCACUGUUCAGUAAUUUUUUUUCAUGUGUAAAUAAAUAAUUUAUUUUUAAUGAAUUAUUUAAUUGUAAAUAAUUAGUUGUUCCAAAAAACUUUCUUUUGCAUAGAAAAGAUAUGCUUUCACAUUCCUUUAAAGGAAAAAAAAUUCAUAUUUCAGUCUAAUUUUUUGCGCUUUUAUUUUACAGAAUGAAUUUGAGGACUUUAUUUAUUCAAUUUCUAGAUCAAUAUUCUACGCACAGU